Molecule: messenger RNA, 600 nt
Organism: Rhizopus microsporus ATCC 52813
Lineage: Eukaryota; Fungi; Mucoromycota; Mucoromycetes; Mucorales; Rhizopodaceae
Exons: 1
Coding region: 54-455 (133 amino acids)
Source: RefSeq, a predicted model, not a curated record
GGGAAGAGUAAGUUUGUAGCCUUUCUCUCUCUCUCUCUCUUUAUCUUUUUUAAAUGCUUAAUUGGAUAACAGCCAUUCUAUUGACGCCCUUUCUUGUGAUGAUUAUUAGCUUUUUAACAAUAUUAGCAGUCAUUACAAGCACAAUUACAUCUUCAUUCAUAUUCAUUCGCCUGGCGUUUUUAACCGUAGAGAUGAUAUCAGGCCUUACUAUAGAAUCAACUAAUUGGCUACUGUCAGCUUGCCUAGAAUAUGUUCAUUCAUACUUGACACAACACCAAAAGGUACGCCGUUCAGCUACAGCCAGCCCUAGACCAACACUAAGGAAGCAGAAAUUACCACCUUCUUCACUCUAUCUCAACUCACUUUCACAUAAACCUAUUGUCAAGUCAGCCUAUUCCGUGUCUGUACCGGGUACACCAGAUCCAGAAUCAUUCCAUCACCAAAUGGCCAUAUAAUAAUUUAUUGCUGUAAUAUAUAAUAAUAAUACCCUUUUUAAGCUAUUUCUCCUUAUUUAUUUCCCAUGGCUUUGGUCUCGCUUUCAUUUGUGAUUGACUUGGUGUACCGUCAUUUAACGUGUUUGGUAUUUGUUUGAUGCCUAUU